This is a messenger RNA of Nothoprocta perdicaria, 1600 nucleotides long. RefSeq names its product exosome component 9 (gene EXOSC9). The transcript is spliced from 12 exons. Gene Ontology annotation, biological process: U4 snRNA 3'-end processing; TRAMP-dependent tRNA surveillance pathway; exonucleolytic trimming to generate mature 3'-end of 5.8S rRNA from tricistronic rRNA transcript (SSU-rRNA, 5.8S rRNA, LSU-rRNA). Lineage: Eukaryota; Metazoa; Chordata; Aves; Tinamiformes; Tinamidae. Gene Ontology annotation, cellular component: cytoplasmic exosome (RNase complex); nuclear exosome (RNase complex). The coding region runs from base 1 to 1329 and encodes 442 amino acids. The record is from RefSeq and is a predicted model, not a curated record.
AUGAAGGACACGCCGCUGUCCAACUGCGAGCGGCGCUUUCUCCUCCGCGCCGUGCAGGAGCGGAAGCGCCUGGACGGGCGGCAGUGCUACGACUACCGCAACGUGCGCAUCUCCUUCGGUGCUGACUACGGCUGCUGCAUCGUGGAGCUGGGCAAGACCAGGGUUCUUGGACAAGUCUCGUGUGAGCUCGUGCCCCCCAAGCCAAGUCGGGCCACGGAAGGUAUCCUUUUCGUCAAUCUUGAGCUCUCACCGAUGGCAGCACCCGCUUUUGAGCCUGGCAGGCAACCUGAACUGCUGGUGAAACUGAACAGGCUGAUAGAACGCUGCCUGAGAAACUCCAAGUGUAUAGAUACGGAGUCUCUCUGUGUCGUUGCUGGUGAGAAGGUUUGGCAAAUUCGUGUGGACCUGCACCUGUUAAAUCAUGAUGGGAACAUCACUGAUGCCGCUUGCAUAGCAGGAAUUGUAGCUUUGUGCCAUUUUCGCAGACCAGAUGUAUCUGUGCAAGGAGAGGAAAUAACUGUGUACACCCCGGAGGAGCGUGAUCCUGUCCCUUUGAGUAUCCAUCACAUGCCUAUUUGUGUCAGUUUUGCCUUCUUCCAACAAGGGACCUACUUAUUGGUGGAUCCAAGUGAAAGAGAGGAACGGGUAAUGGAUGGUUUCCUUGUAAUUGCCAUGAAUAAACACCAUGAAAUUUGCAGCAUGCAGUCUAGUGGUGGAAUUAUGCUGUUACAGGAUCAGAUUCUGAGAUGCAGCAAAAUAGCAGCUGUAAAGGUUGUGGAAAUAACAGAACUUAUUCAGAAGGCUUUGGAGAAUGAUCAGAAAGUUAGGAAAGAAGGUGGGAAAUUUGGCUUUGCAGAAUCUAUACCAAAUCAGAAGAUCACUGCCUUCAAAAUGGAGGGAGCUGCUGUUGAUACUAAGGAUGUGGAAGAGCAAGUGGAAGAAAUCAUCACUACGGCUGAUCCUCCUUCCGAAAUUUUCACCCAACCAAUACUGCACACCCCUGGGACAGCCCAAAUUGGGGAAGGAAUAGAAAAUGCCUGGGGAGAACUAGGAGAAUCCGAGAAGGAAGAAGCUGAAGAUGACGAGGGUGAAACUGAUGCUACUGCUUUUGAAUGGGAGAAAACURAAGUGGAGGAUACCACUGUUACAAACAAGGCUGAGAAAGAUGAACCUAUUGUCUUGUCUGAUAGCGAAGAGGAAGAAGUUGUCAUUCUGGAACCACAGGCUCCACCAAAGAAAACAAGAACACAACCCAACUUGAAACAAGAAAAUACGAGUAAGAAAACAUUUAACAAAAAGAGAAAAAAGAAGAGUCGCUCAUKAAAGUGAUCACCUGCCCUUCAGAACCACUGUACAAUACAGAAUUUGUCUAUUGUUACUGACCUUAUUUUUGUAGAUAACUUCCCUUGCUUCCCAACUCAGGUCUGCUUCCAUAUMUAUUUCACAUAUUGGUACACAUUUAAAAUAAAUCAAGUUUUGUAUAAAUUCAGUUCUCUGGUGGUAUCCUGUUCAACUGACUCAAGUUACUUGAGUUGUACAAACAGGAGAGCGUGCCAUCUCAGCAAAACAGUCCCAGCAACAACUUAAACGUGUAUAGAUA